This is a messenger RNA of Fomitopsis serialis, 582 nucleotides long. RefSeq lists its product as uncharacterized. The record is from RefSeq and is a predicted model, not a curated record. Lineage: Eukaryota; Fungi; Basidiomycota; Agaricomycetes; Polyporales; Fomitopsidaceae. Bases 1 to 582 code for a protein of 193 amino acids. The transcript has 5 exons.
AUGACUCGGCUACGCGUGCCUUAUCCUCGUCAAGGUCCCCUAUAUAUCUCGUCGCAUACCUGUGUAUGGCCGUCAUCGUCUCCGAGGGAGUUCAAGACCAACAAGAGGAUGCCGAUCACUACUCAAACGAGUCCCGAGUUGUCUGACGGAAGGAAACAUGGUCGAGAUGACGACAAUCCUGCAAAGUAUUACCAACGGUUUCCUACCAGCCAACCUGCACAAGUCGAGGAAUCCCAUUCUUGUCAUGCCAUCGAAGUGCCACCUGCGAAGCGUGCGCGCAUUGAAGCAUCCACUUCCAAUCAACGGACCCAAGCGUGUCCACUCAGUCCGACGUUGACCUUCCAUAUGGAGGUUGACGAGAUCCCCGACCUUUCAUCCAUAUCCCUUGCCUCUCCAGACUCGAUGACUGGACUUGCAGAGAUUCCCCAAAGUGUUAGGGAUGGCGAGGACAUUGAGUAUAUCAAGUGUCAACUCUCAUGCAUGAGAGCAGACUUAUAUGAAAUCAUAGUAACACUAGCAGAAAUUAGAGCACUUUUGGCUAGAUGUGUGUCUGAAAGCAGGGGUCAGUACACCUCUCAAUGA